AUGUCAUUGCCGCCAGAGGUCCGCGCGCGGUAUAUCGCUAUCAUUGAUUCAAUCCUCGAGAGUGCUGAUCUCACGACUAUCACGACUAAGAAGAUUCGGCAAGGCAUACAAGAUCAAGUCGAAUAUGACAUCACGCCGCAGAAGAAUGCUAUCAGGGACUUGAUUGGCGAGAGGUUCGAUCUCAUGAACGCGAGGAGAAAUGGCGAGACUACAGUGGUUCCCUCAGUCGAAACAGCCGAAACGGUCGAACCUGCCCCUCACACUAAUGGCGUCCAUCAUUCUUCUGCACAAUCCUCGAGCUCACCAGCCAAACGUGAGGCGGAGAGUGAAGAUGUUUCUGAUGCCAUAGAUGCACAACCUCCAAAGAAAAAACAGAAAUCGGUCAUCGACGCAGAUGCUGCAUACGCUGCCCGUUUACAGGCUGAAGAAGACAAAUUGGCUCGGCCCACCCGUGGCGGAGCGACCCGGAAGACGGCUCCUGUCAAAAAGAAGAAGAGAACAAAGAAGGAGCGCGUGACUGGAUCCGAUGACUCGGAGCUCGAGGGAGAGGAGCGCAAGCAGAAACCUAAGCGAGAAACCGGCUUCCACAAGCCACUCAAUCUUUCGCAGGCACUAUCAAAUCUGUUCGACGGGGCAACACAGCUAUCCCGCCCAGAGACCACCAAGCGCAUAUGGGCUUACAUUAAAGCAAAUGACCUUCAAGAUCCCAGCGACAAGCGCUAUAUCAUCUGCGACGACAGGAUGCGAGAGGUCUUCAAGCAGGACAAGGUCCAUAUGUUUACCAUGACAAAAUUGAUCUCGCAGCAAAUGUAUAAUCCAGACGAAUGA
Messenger RNA from Fonsecaea erecta, 828 nucleotides. RefSeq lists its product as hypothetical. The record is from RefSeq and is a predicted model, not a curated record. Gene Ontology annotation, molecular function: RNA polymerase I cis-regulatory region sequence-specific DNA binding. Lineage: Eukaryota; Fungi; Ascomycota; Eurotiomycetes; Chaetothyriales; Herpotrichiellaceae. Gene Ontology annotation, cellular component: RNA polymerase I upstream activating factor complex; nucleus. The coding region runs from base 1 to 828 and encodes 275 amino acids. The transcript has 5 exons. Gene Ontology annotation, biological process: nucleolar large rRNA transcription by RNA polymerase I; transcription initiation at RNA polymerase I promoter.